This is a messenger RNA of Lytechinus pictus (painted urchin), 2854 nucleotides long. RefSeq names its product pancreatic lipase-related protein 2-like. Gene Ontology annotation, biological process: lipid catabolic process. The record is from RefSeq and is a predicted model, not a curated record. Gene Ontology annotation, molecular function: lipase activity. Lineage: Eukaryota; Metazoa; Echinodermata; Echinoidea; Temnopleuroida; Toxopneustidae. The transcript has 6 exons. Bases 733 to 1743 code for a protein of 336 amino acids.
GAUGGAAUAUUAUUCCUCCCUCUCCUCCACCUCCUCUCUUUUUUUACCUUAGCACUCUUCUUCUUCUCCCGUUUCUUUUUUCUCCUUUUCAUUCUUCAAUUGCACGUUAUCUCUGAUAUUGCAUUUUCUGAACAUUUCUAUUUUCUAAGCAUCAUUACAGACCUAUAAAACAUAAUUUUAAAAAAGUCGGGGAAACUUCCUCUCCUGCUACUUUUGGAAUACGCACGAUAGCAAACUUGAAGUAUUUAAAGCCAUUGUCACAGGUUUAAGCAUUCCCAGUAAUUAUGUGAUAUGAUCGUAAAUUUUUAAUGAAAAUUAUUGUCAAUUAUCACAGGUGAAAAAAUGUACAAGGGUCAAUCACUUUUAAUGGAAAAAUGUAUCUUGAAUCUUAAGUCUUUCAUGCAAGAAAAGAGAUUGUCUACAAUAUAUGUUUAUGUAUAGUGUAGCGUGUGUUCGAAAAUAACAUAUUAUAAUCAAAUCCAUCUCAUUAUCACGGAGCUUUAAACAGAUCCUUGUAAUUAUCAAGUGCUUUACGUGCUUAUAAUCGUCAAUUAAUCACCCAUAUUCCAACAAGCUAUCAGGCAGUCAAUGUGAAGUGCUGAUAUUACUCGAUUGCCCAAACGAUAUGAUACGUUUUUAAUUGUAUAAAUACGAGUGAUUUGGUUCGAUUAAAAUCAUAUUACUGCGACAAAGACCAGCUCGGUUGUGAUUUGAUUCAGCUGCUAUAGAAAUAUGGAGAGCAUUUCUUCAGUCGCUGUCGUUUUCUUGGCUUUUGUCAUAGCAAGAGGGUGUGAAGCUGCUAGUGUCAAAUAUGGCGAUCUGGGCUAUUUCAGCUACGGCAGUGGUUGCCACCAUGCUUGUCCAGAGAGUCCCGAAGCAAUCGUGAUAAAGUAUUGGCUCUAUACUCCAGAGAAAAAUAGCGGUUACUCUAAAGAGCUACUCGACCGGUAUGAUGACAGCACCAUCCGAAAUUCAAAAUUCGAGGGUAAUCGAGGCACAAAAUUCAUAAUUCACGGCUACACAGACGUAUACACAUCAGGUUGGGCUCAAGAUAUGAAGAAGGCACUCGUAGAUGAGAAUAUGAAUGUUAUAAUGGUGGACUGGCAAGAAGGGGCAGGGCGAAUCAAUUACGCACAGAGCAGAGCUAAUACCCGGGUUGUUGGUCGCGAUAUUGGCAAACUCAUCGAUAGAUUGAAGGCUGUUUCCGGUGCCUCGUAUGGGAGCAUGCAUAUCAUCGGCCAUAGUUUGGGGGCACAUACCGCGGGGUAUGCUGGUGAGGCCUUGAGUGGACAAGUUGGACGACUGACCGGAUUGGAUCCAGCCGGACCUGAAUUCACUAGAUGUGGAAACGAGUGUCUUAUCGAUAAAUCGGAUGCAGUCUUUGUUGAUAUCAUACACACCGAUGGAACGUUAAAUCCUCAGAUUGAAUAUCCUAUACAUGGCUGUGGACUUCUUGAUCAGCUAGGUCACCAGGAUUUUUAUCCGAACGGAGGAGAAGUCCAACCGGGCUGCGAGGCAACCAAUGUGAUCCAGGCUUGUGAUCACAUGAGGGCUGUCUAUCUCUUCACUGAGAGUAUCGGAUCGAACUGCUUCUCAUGCAGCAAGAAGUGCACAAGCUGGGAGAAUCAAUCCAGUUGCUCCAACUGUGGCACUUGUCCUGUGAUGGGCUAUGGCGCAUCCAAGAGUAAGGGACAAGGGGCAUUCGACCUCGACACUAGAAGCAGAUCUCCCUUCUGCUAUUAAUAAGCCGGGGUGAAAUUAUUGAAAGUGCAUUAGAAAUUAGGUGGCCAUGAUUACGUUAUUGAAAAGUCAUGUGAUUGUUAAAACUUAAAAUCUGGAAAGGUUCAAACCCUUUUCCAUCAUUUUUUUAAAGAAUUUAUUAUGGGAAGGGGGUAUUUUAAAGGGAUAAGGGCAAAUGUGUCAGUAAUUGUGAUAUAAACUUAGCAUGCAUUUCUUUACAGGCGUUUAAAAUCAGUGGUAAUCUUAUUCAUAAUGACUAGAUGUAUAUAAUCUUUUUACAUUGAAUAAAAUAACACUGGGAAUAUUAUAAGACAUUUUUUAAAAGGAAGUGAUUCCCCUGGGUCAACAAAAGCUUUCAGAAGCAAUCUCUAUUUUAUAUGUUAUUUCUAAAAUGGUUGUAUUUAAGAAAUCAUCCAAAUUAGACAUUUCCCCCUUCUCUCCACAGAGGUAAAAAAAAGUUAUGAUCCUUUUUUUUUCUGGUCAGAAAUUGUUUUAAAAAGUGCCCCCUUUUCCCCUGCUCUAUGCUGGUCAAUCCAGAAAAACAAAUCUGCUCUUAAUACUUAAAAUGCAGUUUGUGGUUUAUAAAUACUGCACCAUGCAGAAAGAACGAUGAAUGUCCAGGAAACAAAAAACAUUUAUAAAUGUUUUGAACAGUUGAAUGUCAAUGAUAACCUGAAAUUAAGUGCAGAGUGUUCUACGAUGACUAAAAUUUCAGAAGUUAUGAUAUCAACAAUAAUGGUGAUAAUGAUGUUAAUAGUGAGGAUGAUGAUCAUGAUAAUCAUGAUAAUGAUGAUGUUGUACUAAACAAAAGGUGAAAUGAGUAGAAAAGGACGGAGAAAAGACAGUUAUUUCCGUUUUAAUAAAAUAUGCCAUCACUUCUCGGCACUUUUAAAGGACGAAUUUACCCCUUUCCAUCCUUUCAUUGUUUUUUAAUGUCUUAAUGAUAAUGAUAAAGUAAUUAUCGGUAGAAAUGUUUUUGCCGUUUUGACUGUGUAUAAAAUAUUUUUGUGAGAAAUUCGAUAAAUAAAAUAACAUUGGUUCAUCUACGGCUGUGCUGUCUUUGAUAAUAUUUCGUACAUAAAUCGUUGAUUUCAUAUUGUUUGCUGAAACCGUC